Messenger RNA from Venustampulla echinocandica, 2703 nucleotides. RefSeq lists its product as uncharacterized. Lineage: Eukaryota; Fungi; Ascomycota; Leotiomycetes; Helotiales; Pleuroascaceae. Gene Ontology annotation, cellular component: nucleus. The record is from RefSeq and is a predicted model, not a curated record. Gene Ontology annotation, biological process: regulation of transcription by RNA polymerase II. The transcript is spliced from 3 exons. Bases 1 to 2703 code for a protein of 900 amino acids.
AUGGGGGAUCCCGAACCGUUCAAUUCUUCUGACAUCGAGUUCUCUCCGGUGCAGAAGCGAUAUGCCAAUGCGGGCGCGGCGAGUAUCGCCUCCAUGAGGGAUCGGCUCUUUGAAGACCGGAUCUCCUCAAAGAAGAGGGUGCGGGGCCUGACGGAUGUUCGGGGAGCACCCGGAACCCAAUAUGGACGCGGUCUCUGGCUGAACCGGUUCGAGAACCACGUCAAAGCCACGACGAUGCAGAUCGAUCCACAGACCGGCCCGGACAUCGUCACGAUCCUACGUUUCGUCGAUACCAUUGUCAAACAUAUCCGCGGCCGCGGUGUCGAUGAUGCAACCCCUCUACGCAGCUGUAUCAGGAAGGGGAUCCAGAGUCUCUUCUCGGGUUUAACAUUCGAAUAUCCCAAGUUCAACCUGACGAGGCACGAGUGUACCAAAUUAGAUGCACUCAUUGACACUCUUGCAUCAGAAAAGAAGCUGCUUCGAGGCAAACGUCGGGCGAAGAAUGAAUGGAUUGGUGUGGCCCUUGUCGAAAAUAUGUCCAGAUGUUGGCUACAAGCAGCCCUCGACUGCGGCUGCUUAUCAUGGGAUGUCGUGAUCCAUAGGGCCAUGACCGUCGUUCUGCAAUCCGCCCUGUGUUGCAGGGCAGGGGAGAUAUCAAAGAGCUGCGGAUACACGGUGGAGUUUAUGCGAUGGAGCCAUUUGGUGAUGACGCUUCCACCGGGUCAGAACACGUUGGACGACGUCCAUUUAACUUGCCAGGUGAAUUACAUGAAGGGCAAGAAAGGUGAGAUGAACGACGACUGGGAUGUCCCUCUCAGAACCUUGCGCGAUCCUGCACUCAAUGUUGUCUGCCCGGUCAAGUUACUCCUGAUCCAGGCGCUCCGUUCCGGGAACAUUUCGUCACUCGAUGAUGCUCUAACGCAGGCAUCUCUCCGACGCGAUCGGACGGUCCAGUGGUUGCAUCCAGACCGCCCUGUUCUUCCUCAGCUUCGUAAAUGCAGUGCUUUUAUAGCGUGGGAUGUAGCUGCUGGAGCCGGACAAGUCAACAAGUCAACAAAAGACUUGGCACUCGUGAGUGGGGUCCUGGCGAAUGUGAUCUCUCACGAUCUUCGUCGAGGUGCCUUCAGAGACCUUGCAAAUGCCAAGCCAUCGUCUCAUGACUCGAUUGGCGUGGCUACCAGGGAGGUUGCUCGAGUGGCUGGGCACGCUGCAACAAGCUACCUGAAGGGCACCACGGACAAGUAUGUGGGAGAGGUCGAGAAGGAUACUUACACUGCGAGAGCUGAGCAGAUGUUUGUGAGUAGGAAAACGCCUGCCAUUGGAAGUCCAUACAAGAAGCGCCGACUGACGAAAAGCGAAAUCGAUAACCAUUGCAAGGAGAACAACAUUGAUCCCGCCGACAAAAAUGGAAGACAGAGAGCAGGUGAAGCAAUGCAUCGCCAGAGAAAGACAGACUGGAUUGAGUCAGAGAAGAGUAAGCCAUGGACGCCGUCCAUAUCCUCGCGAACGUCCGUGUCAACUCCAACAACUGCUUCCAGUAAUGCUACGACUACACCUGCAUCUGCGCCUGUCAUGACGCCAACCUCGACAAUUUCUUCAGCGACAACUGCACCAGAUACACCGAUUGACCCACGUCUUCUCCUUCUCGAUGGAGUUGGCGCAACACCAGCCUCGACAGCUUCAUCAGCGACAACCGCAUCAGCCUCACCAAAUGACCAGCAUCUUCUUCUUCUCGAUGGAGUUGACGUGGUUAUAGAAGAUUCCACGGCUCAGAGACUUGAGUCACUGGUAUACGGUAGCGGCGAGGACCUUGGAGGGGAUGAAGAAGCCAUGGGCUUGGAUAUAGUCCUGGGAAAUGCGGACUCGAGCAGUGGGACUAGCAUCCUGACACUCCCCGGGCGAGAAUUUGUUGAAGCAUUGUCCAAAAUCAACAUUGUCCGAUGCCAGCAGCUUGAAAGACACACAUCCACCCUUGAUGAACUCUUCCCAGUUCAUUGUCCUAUGGGGAACGCAAGAGACUAUCCGAGUCUAUUCACAUACAGUUGCGCGAUGUGCCAGGACUAUAGCACUCGGUCGAGAGACAACCUACGCGUUCACCAACACAGCUGUAAGGGCAAGGACGCAAAGGAUAAACAGGAGAAGUUAUAUAUCUGUGACCGCGAGGGUUGUGGAUCCGCCUUUUCAGACUCUAGUACGCUCCAGGGACACAUGGACGGCGUCCAUAGUUGGGAUCCCACAACUUGUACCAUUCCAGGAUGCACUGAUGAUCGAGUGUUUUCAACUCGUGUUACUCUCAAUAACCACAUCACGCAACGCCAUCACCCUAUCGAGCCGGCAAUGCACUGCUCUUUUCCCGGAUGCAAAUCAUCAACGCUUUGGAGCCAAAGACAUAAUUACAAAGAGCAUCUGAAACUCCGCCACCACCUCGUCUCCGCGGCUCUGCAGAAGCCAUACUUACCGCAAAAUGAAUCGUCUCAAAAGGUGUCGACUUCUCGCUUCCAAUCCACCGAAUGUCCUAUCGGGGGUUCACCAGCUUGCAAGAAGAUAUUUAAGAGGCCUCAAGAUUUGACACGCCAUUUGACAAGAUGGACCCAUGGUCUGAGUACGGAGGAGGCCAAGAAGAUCACCCGUGGUGGAGAAAUUGGUCAAGGAGUUCAAGGCUCGGUAGAUGGAGAAGAUGGCUAUUCAGCAGAAGGUGCAUGA